This is a messenger RNA of Mercurialis annua (annual mercury), 1301 nucleotides long. RefSeq names its product cytosolic sulfotransferase 17-like. The transcript has a single exon. Gene Ontology annotation, cellular component: cytoplasm. Lineage: Eukaryota; Viridiplantae; Streptophyta; Magnoliopsida; Malpighiales; Euphorbiaceae. The record is from RefSeq and is a predicted model, not a curated record. Bases 106 to 1113 code for a protein of 335 amino acids. Gene Ontology annotation, biological process: sulfation. Gene Ontology annotation, molecular function: sulfotransferase activity.
AAUUUUUGCACCUGCACUUCACCACCAUUUCCAGCCUUACAUUCCAAACCUCAAAUUUGUUUUUAAAAUGAUCUCAAAUUAAAUUUCACCUAAAUUCAUUUCCUCAUGGCUACACAUGCAACUUCACCGCCAACAGAAUCCGAACACCACAGCGCCACCUUGAAACACUUCAAUGAAAUAAUCCCAACUCUUCCUAAAUCAAAAGCCUGGUGGCGUUUUGAUCAUCUCUUUCAAUACAAUGGCUUCUGGUUAUCAUCAGAACCAGCAAUAAAAGCCCACAUGCUUCUUCAACAUCAUCACUUCAUCUCUAAACCUGACGAUAUAAUCUUAUCAACUUCUCCUAAAUGUGGCACCACAUGGCACCGAGCUUUGCUAUUCGCCACCGUUAAUCGAAACGCUUACGAUUUCUCGGAUCACCCUUUGCUUAAGAGUAACCCUCAAGAUUUGGUUCCGUUUUUAGAAGCAACUGUAUGUCAUGAUCCAUCACAGCUUGAGAAUCUCCCUUCGCCGAGAUUGCUCUCGACUCACCUCCCUUUUUCUUUAUUUCCAGAGUCUCUGACCAACACUUCUGGUUGCGCCAAGUUUGUUUAUAUUUGCCGUAACCCUAAAGAUGUUCUUGUUUCCAAAUGGCACUUUGCUCAGAAGAUAAGAUCUAAAGAACUGCCACCCUUUUCAUUUGAAGAAGCUUUUGAGAUGUUCUGCGGUGGAGUUUCGCAUUACGGGCCGUAUUGGGACCAUGUGCUGAGUUACUGGAGAGCGAGUUUAGAAGCGCCCGAGAAGGUAUUGUUCUUGAAAUACGAGGAUAUGAAAAAAGAACCUGUGGUUCAUGUGAUGAGAUUGGCUGAGUUUAUAGGAAAGAAAUUUUCAGCUGAAGAGCAAGAUAAUGGUGUGGUUGAAGAAAUUAUAAAGCUGUGUAGCUUUGAGAAGUUGAGCAAUUUGGAAGUGAAUAAAGGAAGUACAAAAACCAAUGAGAAAUUCAUUAUAAAAAAUUCUGAUUUUUUCAGGAAAGGUGAGGUUGGAGAUUGGAAAAAUCAUUUAACAUCUGAGAUGGCAGCUCGUAUAGACCAGAUUACAGAGGAGAAAUUCCAAGGCUUUGGUCUAACCUUUGCUUGAUCAUCAGUUUUUACGGAUGCAUCAUAUUAAUGAAUAAUUUUCCAUUUUCUUUUGCUAGCUUAAUAAAUCUUGAAUAUGGAUGAUCUAUAUCUUGUAGAUCAUGUCCGAAUCUCGAGUCUUUAAUUGUUGUUGUUGUUUUUGGUUUUAUUAAGAAAAAUGACAUUAGUUCUGUCUAAAAUAUUCGUCAA